This is a messenger RNA of Manihot esculenta (cassava), 3563 nucleotides long. RefSeq lists its product as uncharacterized. NCBI's taxonomy places the organism in Eukaryota, Viridiplantae, Streptophyta, Magnoliopsida, Malpighiales, Euphorbiaceae. Gene Ontology annotation, molecular function: lipid binding. The coding region runs from base 1251 to 3197 and encodes 648 amino acids. The transcript is spliced from 11 exons. The record is from RefSeq and is a predicted model, not a curated record.
CUGCUUGAUGUAAUAUCUGUGAGGUUGAUUAUGUUUGUACCUUGGAAAUAUUCAGCUCAGUUUGUGUUUUUGAUGGAUUAAUCUUUUAUUGCUGGCUUUAUUGGCUAAGGUCUCAGAUAUGUGAAUGCUUGUGUAUCUGCAGCAAGCUUAUGUUGUUGUUUUUUUAUUGAUUUGCCAAUCUUGUGUUGUUGCUUGGUUAGUUAAUUGAUGGUGAAUUAGGAGUUUCAUUGCUACAACAGUUGGUUAGUCUUUACAAAAAGGAGAUUGUGAUGGAAGAGCUUUCAUACCCUUAAAUUAAAUUUUGGGUUAUUAAAUGCUCUUGAGGUGUUGGACGUUAUUAGUGCUGAACUAGCAUCUUUCCUAAUUUAGUUUCGAAGUUUCUGAAAUCUGAGCUUCACAUCCUUCCCUUGAAGUCAAGAGAACCAUUAAUCUUGUCAUGGACUCUAUUGCUUUAUUGCCUUUGAUGAAGCUUGAUUUAGUGGAUGUCUGCAUAAGGAAUCAAACUAAUCUAAAUGACUGUUAAUGGGUUAGAAGGUGUUUCAAAUAAAGUGGAACAAGGUUACUCUCAUUAUAUAAUUUUACCGAUAAAAUGAUUCAUAUUUUACUAAAGUCUCAAGUGUGUAUUGGUGUAUGUAUAUGAUUAAGGUGCACUUUUAUGGUUUGUCAUUGAUUUGAUGGAGGAGCUUCAGACUUCAGGUGGCAUAAUGGUGGAUAUUUCUUAAAGCAGUGGUGCUAGAGAUCUCCAUGUGCAUAUUAGACAUUGAUAGGAAAAGGCAACUGCAGGCAGGUUGGAUACACAACAGGAUUAAGUGGUUACCUCCUGAACCAGUUGAUAGAUAAUACAACAACAACAAGCGUUAUACCAAAACUAGUUGGGGUUGGUUAUGUGAAUCAUUUUUUGCCAUUCAGCUUUGUAAGACACUAAACCUGCAUUUGCACCAAAGCUUUUAACUCAUUUUCUAUUACAUUCCUCCAUGUCAUCUUAGGUCUCCUCUUUCCGUUUAUCACCAUCUUCAUGGCCCUCAGCACUCUCUCUUUUUGUCUCCAAUAUGUGCAACAUGCAUUUGCUGACGGAUAUGGUCAUUUCUAAGGACUAAUUGGCAUAAAUCUAAUGGAGCCAAACUGCUCCUCUUGGUGAUUUACAUAGAAAAUAUCAUGAAAUUGUUUUGGUCAGGAGAUGAUAGCUAGUUGUGAUCAAGUGAGUUAGUUUACACCCUAAAGUUCAAGUUUACUUGCUUGGAGAUGCAAAGAUGGGGAAGAAUGGGAAGAUCUCAGAAUACAGAGAAAGGCUGGAUAGGACACUGGCAUCCCAGGAGCUGACAGAUAAUGAUGCACUUAAAACCCUUGUGAGGAGUCAGCUCCUCCGGUCUUCACCUGAUGAGAAUGAAGGAUGUACUGAGAAUGUAAUUGAAAAAAAGACUAGUGAAGUAUCCUAUUUUCUUGACAUGUUGAGGAGUGCUUCAGUUAGUGAGCAUGAGGAAUCAAAAACUUCUCAGACAUCACAUGCUGAAUGGAAAUUAAAAGACGACAAUGAAGAGUACCGUGUCAUGUAUCAGCCAGGACCCCAUGGUACUCCCCUUCAUACAUUACUUGUUGAAGGCUAUGUAGAUGGGCCACUUGAUACUUGUUUAUGUAUUUCUUGGGAGUCAACCCUCUACAAGAAAUGGUGGCCACAGAUUAGUUUCCCACCUUUUAAAAUUACGAACUGCAAAUGUUUGCAAAAAGUGCAGAUUGGUGAACAAAUAUCUUUAGUAAGGGUGAAGGUAACGUGGCCGCUAUCAGCUAGGGAGGCAGUUGUGCACUAUUUUUUGUUUGAAUACCUCAAAGAUGGUCUAGUUGUUGUUCUUUUAAACACGAUAUCGGAUUUGGAGAGCGUCGACAAAACUACCCAUGGAUUUACCAGGGAUGGGAUCCCUGAAGUGAAGGAUGUGGUAAGGAUUGAUGUUGUAGGAGGCUUUGCCAUACAAAAAGUGACCAAAGAUAGAAGUUACUUUCGGACUAUAGCAACCGUGGAUUUGAAGCUGGACUUUGUCCCCCCAUCCCUUAUAAACUUUAUAUCAAGGCAACUUGUUGGCAGUGGUUUCAAGCUCUAUCAAAAGGCAGUGGCUUCUGUGUCUACCCAUGAUGAAGAUUAUCGCAAAGCUUUGGAGGAUCCAAUGUAUGCUCGAAUACGUGAGUCUCUUUAUUCCACUGAUGAGACAAAUGGAACUACGGAAGGGAAAGAACUUGAAAACGAUGCUUGCCUUCCACUGCAAGAGCAUUCUCCGAAAGAUAUGGAGAAAAACUUGGAGGAUAUGAAACCGAAAGUUACGGGAGGUGAGGGUGCAAGUGAAUCCAUGUUAGAGAAUGCACAAGUUACAGACAAGAAAAUCUUUUGUGAGAUCGAGGAAGAUGAGAGCGAAGAACUCAUACAAUUGAAAGAUGAAAUAGAUGACACAGAACUGAAAGUUCAUAGCAAUGGCAGUGUAACUGAAAUAUUGCAAAAUAUUACUGUGACUACAGAUAGGAAAGCAUUUGACGAAAUUGAGGAAGAAGAGAGUGACGUUAGUGUAGAAGUAGAGAACUGUGGCGAAAGUAUAGGUCCACCCUUAACUGAUAAAUUUGUAACAAAGAGUCUUGGGAACUGCAAAAGAAAUAUUCUUGUUAGUCCAGAGGUAGAAGAAGCUUUAGAAACUCUAGAGAAGGCCAUUUCUUUGGUCCGGGAAUGUGGAUUUAACAGUCCAGGCAAGUUUUCCCCUGGCGUAAUCAGUGACAAUUCUCCAAACCUACAAAAGGGUGCAGAAAAGGAUUCACCUCUUGCAGACGAUAGAGUAUCUUCAGAUUCUGAGGUCUCUGCUGAAGUAUCCGAAAAAGUUACAGCAGUGGAGAGAACUUCACAUGAAUCCAGGAAUAAAUCCAGCAAUCGUGAUGUCAGCAGGCGUGUGGGAUCGAAUUCUUACACAAGGGAAGUGAACCAUAACAAGAUCGCACCAGCAUCACCAGAACAGUAUCUUCCAAUAGCCACCGAAAGUAUCCAGGUGUUGCGAACUUCCAAGGAUGUCAAUGCAGACCUACCAAUUACAGAUCGAACAUUGCGAAACGAAAAGCAAAUGGAUAUUGAGGUAAAUGGUAUCCAUGAAAAUGUUUUGCAGGUAGAGAAGAAAUCAAGCUGGCGUAGAAAACACAGGUUGUGUUGCUUCAGUCCGAGCCGCCCGUAAAUGGUGACUGUUAUCUUCACAUCCAAAUAAAGUUGAUCUAUGAUAGCUUACACAGAAUUACAGAAAUCUUUUUAUAUGGAUUGUAUCAUUAUAUUCUUGUUUUCUUUGGAGAAACCGAACCAAUAAAUCUUUUGUAUCUCUCAUCCCUCAACUCGGAUAAGAUUUGAAAGCUUAUAGAUUUGAUGAAGAUGAUCAAUGAAUAAGCAACUACUGUGCAAGAACAUCACUUAAAGGUGGUGAUUUACAGAUAAAGACAUGUCCAUUGUCUUACUUGAUGUAUGUUCAAUCCUUGUAAACAUGGAAAAUUUUAGAAAUACACUGAAAUGUUAUGUUUUAUAUAAAUGAUAAGAAUUUUUUUUCCUCUGA